GCCUUCUCAGUCCAGGAGGAGAAUAUAUAAUGAGAGGUCUCGAAAGACUCGAUGCUGUAUCAUACCACACCAUUCGCCACCUUGCGCUAUACAAAGACUUUCUUCGUCUAUUCCCAAAAUCACUCGCCCUCUCGUCGUGCCUCCCAAAAGCCGAGCUCAAGAGAGACUCUUUGCCCUAAAUCAUCCAGCGCCAACCCAACAAGAAAAACAACCAUGUCGAGCUAUGGUUCCGAUGAUUCGGAUACCGAUGCGCAGCCAUCUUACGGCGAAGCGACUGUAGACGAUUUGCGAAAGCGCGCUCGACGUUUAUUGGAAUCGACAGAGCAUGCUGAUGACCUCGACGACUUGCGUCAACUGUUAGCCAAGGAAUUCCUCGGUAAAGAAUAUCACCGAAGCGCAACGGCCCAAUCCUUGUUUGAGCGGGCUGCGGAAGAAACGAAAGUGGGCGAUUUCCACUCCGCUUGCAAUAACGCAAAGGCAGCUUUGGAACGGCUAGGAGAGGGAGUGAGCUCCUUUGAAAAAGGAUCCGAACCCAUCGACUUUGCCAAUGGAUACAAUGCUUACGAGGUGAGAGACAAGCGGACGCAAGAAGUACAGACUCUGUACACUCGGAGGAUCUUACAGACCGACGACAAAGGUAGUGACAACGCGAUGACGAUCAACUACCCCUAUCGAGCGUUCGUGCCUUCUCGAUACGUCGGUCAGACGACUCUGAUGCGUUCAUUCACGGGUCAUCCCAAGAUGGUGGUCGAAAAGUCAUCUGGGAAACUAGAACCUCAUACCAGAACUACAAUGCGUACGCUUGAUACGGCUCGAACGAACGUGCCGACUCAGAAUCACGUCACGAGGUCUCGACCCGCCGCGCAAGGGACACAAUCAUGGACAGCAGCAGGAAGUGAGGGCAUGCCAAUGGCAUUUCCAAAGCCUCUCAGGCCGCCGCCCUUACGACAGCAGAAUGGUGCCACGCUGGAUCCCAGUCAGCCUACAAGGAGACCUGCACCAUUCUACGCGACGACUCGACAGAGCCAAGAACCCAGCAUAGCGGUACCGUCUUCGAGCAUCCACGUGCACCGUAGGGCAAUGCCUCGACCGAUCUCGGAUAGAGACGACUGGAACUCUCAAUUACCUACGGCCCCGCCUGCCGCGAGUUCCCCCGAUACUGAUGGUUCAAGGUUUCACACAUCCAUGAUGACGCCUUCGUCCUCGACGCAAUCACACGUGCGUCUACGACAAGACCUAAGCGAGCCACAGUAUAUCUCUGUCGGGCCUGUACCGUCGAAUCUGAAAGACUACGCAAAACAUUUGCCCCCUGCACAGUAUUCACAGCAGGAUCGGUUGCCUCGGUCCAGUCCGGGCAAUGGACCGGGCCAGACUACGAGGACUGCGAGCUCAUAUAUCACCGAUGGACCUGAUCAAAUCAUCACAGUAAAAUACUCACGAGACUAGAGGCUUCCCCUCGUGGUCGUCACAAAAGUCGACGCCGGAAAUUACAUUAGAGAAACAUCACAUACCUAUCCCUGUGGGUAAAGUCGUCGGACCGAGAACCGCGUCCCCUUCAGAGCCCGCCUAACACCCUGUUCACAAUUUUGUCCAUUACCAUGCGUCCAACCCCUCAUAGAUGCGUCAAAAUCACCCUCGAACCGGUCUGUGCAUUUCAGCCGCCCAGUCGCAAAAAGCAUACAAUGGAUGAGAGUAAUACGCCUGCCCAUAUAGAGUAAAAAACAAAACACAGGAUCAGCGAUUUAUGUCAGUAGACGCAUGCAACUGUGGCCCCGC
Messenger RNA from Kockovaella imperatae, 1776 nucleotides. RefSeq lists its product as hypothetical. Lineage: Eukaryota; Fungi; Basidiomycota; Tremellomycetes; Tremellales; Cuniculitremaceae. The record is from RefSeq and is a predicted model, not a curated record. The transcript has 3 exons. The coding region runs from base 52 to 1446 and encodes 464 amino acids.